Messenger RNA from Alnus glutinosa, 1622 nucleotides. RefSeq names its product mitogen-activated protein kinase kinase kinase 18-like. Lineage: Eukaryota; Viridiplantae; Streptophyta; Magnoliopsida; Fagales; Betulaceae. The transcript has a single exon. Gene Ontology annotation, molecular function: ATP binding; protein kinase activity. The record is from RefSeq and is a predicted model, not a curated record. The coding region runs from base 72 to 1616 and encodes 514 amino acids. Gene Ontology annotation, biological process: protein phosphorylation.
AAACAUAUUUGCCUAACAUUUCAGUGUCUCAACCUCAUAACCAUCAGCUCUCAGCAGUCUCAGCUCUCCCAAUGGACUGGACCAGGGGCCAAACCAUCGGCCGUGGCUCGACCGCCACUGUCUCGACCGCAAAGGCUCACGGGUCCGGUCGGGUUCUUGCCGUCAAGUCAGCAGAGCUCUCGCAAUCAGAAUUCCUUAAAAGGGAACAGAGGAUUCUUUCUACAUUAACCAAUCCUCAAAUUGUGGCAUACAAUGGAUGUGACAUUACAUGUGAAAAUGGUAAGCUUCUAUACAAUAUUUUCAUGGAGUAUGCACCUCGUGGCACGCUUGUGGACGCAAUUCGCAGCCAAGGUGGUGGCUUAGAAGAGGCAACAAUCAAGGCCUACACACGCAGCAUUGUGUUGGGGCUUGAGUACCUUCACUCUAAUGGUAUUGUGCAUUGUGACAUCAAGUGUCGCAAUGUUUUGGUCACUAGUGAUGGUGUGAAGAUUGCUGACUUGGGCUGCGCUAGGCGGAUUGAUCUUGAUGGUGUAACGAGUGCUGAUUUGGCAAUCGCCGGCACGCCAGUCUUCAUGGCACCGGAGGUGGCGCGUGGAGAGCAACAGGGGUUCCCCGCUGAUGUGUGGGCUCUGGGGUGCACGGUGAUCGAGAUGGCGACCGGGAGAGCCCCAUGGGGGGACGCUUCUGACCCGGUAUCGGCCCUUUACCGAAUUGGGUAUUCCGGUGAUGUGCCGGAGGCUCCUAGCUUCAUGUCAAAGCAGGCCAAGGAUUUCUUGGACAAGUGCUUGAAGAGAGACCAAGGAGACAGGUGGUCAGCUACGGAACUUCUUAAGCAUGCUUUUCUUGAAGAAACUCUCUCUCUUUCCAAGGAAGCCAACAGUUUUGAUUCUGAAACGCCGACAACCGUAUUGGACCAAGGCUUUUGGGACUCAAUAGAGGAGCCGGAAACAAUUCCGAGCCCGACCCAUAAAAGUUCUUUGAAUUCCCCCACUGAAAGAAUCCGGCGGCUGAGUAGAAUCGGCACGACAUCGUCUCAAAGAAUGCCCAAUUGGGUGUGGGAUGAAGGUUGGAUUACAGUGAGAAGCAAUAGCAGCAAAGAGCCAGAGAUGUUGACUCGCAGUCAGGACAACGUGUUGGUGUACUCCAUUGAACCCACGAGGAGUAGUGGGACCGGGGCAUGUAAAUGUAAUAUUACUAGUAGCAAUGGUAGUACUGAUGGUAGCAAUAGGAGCGUCUCAUUGAUGGCCUAUGAAUGCAAAAAGGAGGCCUUUAAGUGUAAGAAACAUGCAUUAUGUGGGAACAUUGAUUUGAAAAUAACAAGGACAUGUUUUCUGUUCGAGUUCUUUCUUUCUUUCUUUGAUAACCAUAUGGUACAGGGGUUUCGAUCCGGUGCAAUAGGACUACCUUAUUGCGUUACAAUACGUCAGCUUAUGUCAGUGCUUGGUGGGCUCCACCCGUUUGCGUUACACUCACAAUGCACAUCAAUGACACAACACCAAAGCAUAAUGGAGUGGGGUCUAUGUGUGGGUCCCACUCUAUUGUGCCUUGGUGUUGUGUCAUUGUUGUGUAGUGUAAGUGUUUUAAUCAUUUUUCUUCUAUCAAACGGAGAUCGGUAAAAAUUA